Molecule: messenger RNA, 496 nt
Organism: Odontomachus brunneus
Lineage: Eukaryota; Metazoa; Arthropoda; Insecta; Hymenoptera; Formicidae
Gene: roh
Exons: 3
Coding region: 128-367 (79 amino acids)
Source: RefSeq, a predicted model, not a curated record
GUGCGCCACCUAUUGUGACGUUUGACACAUAUAAGAAUAGGCUACAUGAAAACACUAGUUACGUAAAACUGCUCGAUGGUGGCUAUAUUUUCUUCUUAUUAAAACGUUGGAAAGUUAGACUUUCAACAUGGCUGAAAACACGCAGUUUCGACCUAUGAAAUAUCCAUAUACAUUUGUGGCAAAAAUGGCUCAGUUUCCAUACAAAUAUUAUUGGACCCAUUCCUGGAUGUACAGAUAUAUGUUUUAUUCCCUUUUUAUAACAUUACCUGUAUUCUACAAAAUACAGAAAUUAUCAUAUAGCCCUGAAAAUGUUAAGAUUUGGGAGAAAAAAUGGAAAGAAUCAUUUGAAGGCACUGGUCAUCAUUGAGAUAUAAAUGCAGUGAUUAAAUAAAUAUGCAUUAAAAUUAAUAAUACACAUAAGAGAAAACUUGUAAUCUCUAUAGUGUACAAUUAGAAGAAAUAAACUCGAUCAUAUAUGUGAAAUUAUUUAAAGGAA